CGUCACCGAAGAAAUUGUGUCAAGGGCGCCCUCUGGCGGUUGGAAAUGAUAACACAGGAAAAAGAAAUAAAUUCCGCUUAAAAUCGCCAAGAAUAAAAAUUCGCUACAGAUAAGUCGAACGUGGCUCCUCCUGUCGAAUGUUAAGUGUACUAAUACUCCCCGCGAAAGAUGUCAUUGACGCAAAUUUUGAAACUGAAGGUUUGAAACAGUAUCAAGGACCGGACUAAAGGGUUGUUGGCCUUGACGGCUUUUGCAAAAGUAGAUCGAGUGUAAGGAAGAGAUGUAGACCAGAUGUCGGCGGUACUUCGACCGAGCCACCUACAGCCAUGUCCGCAUCGCAGGUACGUUGGUUGAUCUGUCUUCUACCUCUUGUUAUUGCUGGUCCGGGGCCCGUUUCGCAACCGGUAUACCGUUCCUAUUCGAGCAGUUACUACUAUUCGGAUUAUUCGUUUUCCAAAAAUCCACACAAACAUUCCUUCCUUCCUGGACCUCAAUAUUGCCCCGAUACGGGCAGGACGGUUUGUAAGAAGGUGUUUCACUAUCCGCACAAUGAAGCUGUAGAAGCUGUCAGCGGGACUAAGACUCCAAAGUUUAACUUCAGCAGCGUUUUUGUAGAUGAACGAGAUGGCGAUGCCGAACCCGAUCCAACUCAACUUCCGGAUAGGCCUCCAGGCCACUAUAAACACGACGGAUAUAUUGUAUACCAAACAUCCGUUCACUACGAUUAUCAAGUUCCCAAUACUAGACGAUGGGGUUAUGAUCCACCUUUCGUUCAUCCCAUACCACCUUACCAUAGGAGAAGGGGUAUCGUUAAACGAAACGAAGACGAACAACAAGCUUGUCCGGUCAGAACCAUGUUCAUCUCUCCUAGAGCCGGACUCAAUGACAAAUCUCAGUGGAAGUUCAUAAUCAACGUAGCCGAUCGAGAUCCUAAGUUUAAACAAAUUAUAAGAGUCGACGUUUGUGCGGCACCCGAUGAGCCUUGUUCGUCGCAAGUUUCUCUACCCUUAGGUUACGUCAGCAGAUGUCGUCAGAAAUAUAUUAAGAAAAAAUUAUUAGCGUUGGAUGCAGAUGGACAAGGAACAUCAGAAGAGAAUUUCUUUGUACCCUCCUGUUGCGUUUGUCACUUGGUUCGAGAGACAGAUGCCAAAUAACAACAUUCAAUUGUUCUGGCUAGUCACAUUGCGUUCAGUAUUCAUUAUUCGAUAUCAGGGAUGUUUACGCCAAUCACAGAUGUAUCGAGAUAUAAUUUUAUAAUUUUGCUGUACAGACUGAAAUAGCUUUAUUUUAUUUUUCUUUAGCAUCUCGUUACGUAUGAUGAUAAUCACUGGCAAAAAUUCAUAGAAAAUAAUAUAAAUUGUUAAAUACUUUUUUUAAAAUAUGAAAUGAAAACAUUUUUGAUUAUUAAAAUUUUUCAAGUUUUUGUAACGAUUGGCAACACUUACAAUAAAUUACCAUAUAUGGAGGAUUUCCCUAACGAAGAAAUUAUCUAAUAGUUAAGAUAGUUUAAAUGAACAAAUAUUUAAAAAAAAACAGUAAAUAAUAAACUAAAAUUAUAUUUUAUAAAUAUUUUACAAAAAAUAUAUUAUUACAAAAUUAUUAAGUUUAAAAAAAAUCGUGUUUUAGGGAAUUUUUAUCUAUAUUUAGGGAAAUUUAAGGAUCUCGUCACAAUGCUGUAAAAUCAGCUUUUAUAUAGAAAAUUCGCUUUGUUUUUAAUUUCUCGCUAUCUUUAUUUACUAGUUCGUUUCGAUAAAAUUUCGUCAUAAUUUCAUUACUUUUCAACUGCCCACAUUUAAAUGUUAGUAUGUAAUAAGGUUUACUAAUGAGGUCAUGGACAGUAGCAUCGUUUUCUUGAAUGAAAUGCCUAGUUUUGUAACUCGUCUGACAAAGUAGGCGUUUGAGGCUGCGGGUGUUCAGCCAGAAUUAGAUUUUUAUUUUAAAAAAAUUUAUAUAUAUAUAUAUAAAUAUAUUUGUAAACAAAGAAAACAAAACUGUCGCAGGCGAUCACUUACGAUUAAAUCCCUAAAAUAAUGUUUAGGGAUAUUUAUAGAAAUAAAU
This is a messenger RNA of Centruroides sculpturatus (bark scorpion), 2058 nucleotides long. RefSeq lists its product as uncharacterized. Gene Ontology annotation, molecular function: Toll binding; growth factor activity. Bases 327 to 1154 code for a protein of 275 amino acids. The record is from RefSeq and is a predicted model, not a curated record. Gene Ontology annotation, cellular component: extracellular region. The transcript is spliced from 5 exons. Gene Ontology annotation, biological process: innate immune response; regulation of Toll signaling pathway; central nervous system formation. Lineage: Eukaryota; Metazoa; Arthropoda; Arachnida; Scorpiones; Buthidae.